AUGUUGGUCUCCUUGACAGUCGGCAAGGUGGACGCUGGCGUCGCCGUACUCCUGACGCAGGAUAACCGCCUCAUCGAAUUUCCUUCUGUUCUUCUUCCGAACAAUAUUUCCUCGGGCAGCAUCGUCGAUAUUACCGUGUCGCGCAACCAUGCUGCUGAGACAGCCAGCGCAUCGGCAUUCCAGGCUCUCCAGAAACGGAUCCUUAGUACCUACGGUGUCAAGGCGCCCUCGUCACCCGUGCUUCGCCUUCGCAAUGCGACUCAGACAUCGCUAGUGCUGGAGUGGGAUCCGAUCGAUCUAGCAACUGCUUCUCUCAAAUCGCUCUCGCUCUACCGUAACGGCUCCAAGGCCGGAACGAUCCCGCGACCCCUUGAGACCCGGAGCACGAAGAUCAGCGGCCUUGCGAUUCACACGGAAUACACAUUCUACCUGGUGCUCCGGACUUCCGCAGGCACCUAUCAAUCUGAGAAGCUGACCUGCCGAACCCACAAGAUGACAGACCUUUCUGGCAUCACGGUCACUGCAGGAGUGAUUCAUCCACAGCAGAAAGAGGCUCUUGCUGCCGCUCUGGAUCGCAUCGGUGGCAGGCUGAUUGACACCGUCCGCAUUGACACCACGCACUUUGUUUGCACGGAAGGCAGAGGCCCGCUCUGGGAGAAGGCUGUGGAAAUGAACAUUCCUGUUGUCCGGCCCGAAUGGGUAGAUGCAUGCGAAGCGGAGGGCACGAUUGUCGGGGUUCGGAGCUACUACAUGGACGCAGACCCAAAGACCAGACACUUACGGCCCACGAGCAUCGUCUCGCAGCACCAGCAUGCGGCGUCGACUACCUCUGUCGCAGCAGCCAACGCUCUCACAGCAUCAACGGAGUCCCACGCAGAUGGCAACCAGUCUCAUCUCGCCGUACAUCAGCAAGAUCAGCCACUCGCCGAGCCACCACUGACUCCUUUCCCGGGGGGUGGAGGGCACGAAGAACGGCCCGUGCCUCCAGAACCGGCACCCCCAUCGCCGCCUCCGAAAGACGGCGGGGAAGCGGAGGAAGAAGAGGAAGAGAAGGAUACCGCAGAAGAAACACCCGCCUCGGAAGAAAAACUUAAAGUCAUGGACCAGGAAGAGGAUAAUGGGGAGCAGUUCCAGGAAGAAGAGGAGGAGGGACCUUCUCCAUCUGAGCCGGAAGAGGGAGAUAAUGACCCUGGCUCGGAAGAAGAUAUCGCACAGAACCCGGAGCAUGCAGACAGCAAGGCUGCUGAGAACGGCGAAGGCGAACUAGAAGAAAUCUCUCUAUGA
Molecule: messenger RNA, 1284 nt
Organism: Penicilliopsis zonata CBS 506.65
Lineage: Eukaryota; Fungi; Ascomycota; Eurotiomycetes; Eurotiales; Aspergillaceae
Exons: 2
Coding region: 1-1284 (427 amino acids)
Biological process (GO): conjugation with cellular fusion; Golgi to plasma membrane transport
Cellular component (GO): trans-Golgi network; exomer complex
Molecular function (GO): protein dimerization activity
Source: RefSeq, a predicted model, not a curated record